AUGCCAGCGAUUCACCGACAGGCCGGUGGCGAGAGGGACAGGGGAGGCGGAGAAUGGGCGGAAGGGGAAAGAAGAGGGCAGCCGCAGGUGACGGCGGAAGGGCAGUGCGCAAGCGGGGGGAAGGGGGAAGGAUUGGGGAAGGGCAAGGCCGGGGGGGGGGGCGCGAGAGUGGGGGAGUUUGUGGAGGCGGACUGGUAUGAAGCGGACUGGAAACAUGUCUCCCCCCUUUCCGCCGUCACUCCCCCCGAGCCCCCCGCCUCUGACGCGUGGCAGUGGUCCCGCUUUGGGCGGCAACUUAGCCGCCAAGACGGCCGCCCGGGCGGCAGGUCUGCGCGCAGCGAGCUGGACGGGAUGAUGGGCGGGGCGAGCGGGGGGGAAGGGGGGAGCGCGCGGAGGGAUGCGCGGGAGGAGUAUGUGAAUCGGUUCAAGGCGAGUUUGCAGGGAGGCCCCCCCGCCCCGCCUCCGCCCCCGUCCCCCCUGGCCGCGCCCACGCAGAUCCCCCCCGCGCCUGGCGCGGGUGCGGGGGAGAAGCGGGGGGAGGGGGCAGCAGAGCGGGGGAGGGGAGGGGAGGGAGGGGCGGGAAGGGCGGGAAGGGCGAGAGGGGAGGGAGGGGCAUGUGCCGUGUUUUGGGGCGGCAGGGGGAGGGGAGGACGGGACAGAGCACAACUGGGGAGGGGCGAAUCUGGGGAGAAUCUGCCCACGCCCAAGCAGAUCCGGGCAGCUCUGGAUGAAUUUGUGAUCGGGCAGGAUAAUGCGAAAAAGGUUUUGGCAGUGGCAGUUUACAAUCACUACAAGCGCAUCUUUCUUGAAAACCAGAAGCGGGAAAGACUUGCCAACCUGCCAGAGGGGGCGUGCGAGAACCUGGUGGGGGGCGGUGAGGAGGACGAGGUGGAGGUGGAGAAGAGCAACGUGCUGCUGAUGGGUCCCACGGGUUCAGGCAAGACCCUACUGGCCAAGACUCUGGCUCGGUUUGUCAACGUGCCAUUCGCCAUUGCUGAUGCCACCACUCUCACUCAGGCUGGUUAUGUGGGAGAGGACGUGGAGAUGAUUCUCUAUAAGCUGCUGCAGAGCGCCAAUUUCAGUGUGUCAGCAGCGCAGCAGGGCAUCGUGUAUAUCGACGAGAUCGACAAGCUUACCAAGAAGGCAGAGGGCAUCACGAGCACACGGGACGUGUCAGGGGAGGGCGUGCAGCAGGCGCUUUUGAGGAUGCUCGAGGGCGCUGUGAUCAAUGUGCCAGAGAAAACAGGGAGGAAGAAUCCAAGAGGCGAGUUCAUACAGCUGGACACACAGAACAUUCUCUUCAUCUGUGGAGGGGCAUUCGUGGAUCUGGAAAAGACGAUUGCAGAGAGGAAGCACAAGUCAUCCAUCGGCUUCGGGGCCCCCGUGCGCGCAUCGCUGCGCAACCGAUCGGUGCUUGACGCCCGCACUGCCGGCUCGCUGCUGCAAUCGGCAGAGAGCACGGAUCUGAUAGCCUAUGGGCUCAUCCCUGAGUUUGUGGGGCGAUUCCCCGUGCUGGUGGGGCUGCAUGCGCUCACAGAGGAGCAACUCGUGCAGGUUCUCUUAAAGCCCAAGAACGCCCUCAGCAAGCAAUUCGCCAAGCUAUUGGCCAUGAACAACGCCCGCUUGCACAUGACGGAGGGGGCAGUGAGGGCCAUAGCGCGCAGAGCAGCAGCGCGAAACACGGGGGCCAGGGGGCUGCGAUCGCUGCUGGAGGGGCUGCUCACCGAGGCUAUGUACGAGGUCCCCAGCAAUCUGGUGGAAGCAGUGGUGCUGGACGAGGCAUCGAUGGGGCACGAGGGGGAGGAAGGGGAAGAGGGCAAGCCGGUGUGCAACUGUGUCCUUGAUCAUUGCCCUCAUUCCACGCCCAUCCGUCAUCUCAUGCCCCAACCCACCAGGUCCCCAGCAGUCUAG
Molecule: messenger RNA, 1911 nt
Organism: Closterium sp. NIES-65
Lineage: Eukaryota; Viridiplantae; Streptophyta; Zygnematophyceae; Desmidiales; Closteriaceae
Source: the annotation of a GenBank genome assembly